This is a messenger RNA of Mycotypha africana, 1106 nucleotides long. Its product is annotated as signal recognition particle, SRP19 subunit. Gene Ontology annotation, cellular component: signal recognition particle, endoplasmic reticulum targeting. Gene Ontology annotation, biological process: SRP-dependent cotranslational protein targeting to membrane; SRP-dependent cotranslational protein targeting to membrane, signal sequence recognition. The record is from RefSeq and is a predicted model, not a curated record. Gene Ontology annotation, molecular function: 7S RNA binding. The transcript has 3 exons. NCBI's taxonomy places the organism in Eukaryota, Fungi, Mucoromycota, Mucoromycetes, Mucorales, Mycotyphaceae. The coding region runs from base 69 to 917 and encodes 282 amino acids.
UGCUCCCCUUUUGAAUACUUUACAAAUAUAUCGAUUGCACCGACGAAAAAGAGAAUAUAUAGUUCAACAUGUCUAUGCUCGAUAAUUUGAAGAAGACAAAAAAGAAUCCAGUCUUCUUGGAUGAUGAUGACGUGGAUAUUGAUAAUAUGGACUUCCCUCUUCCAACAGACACACCUCCAUCACGACCGUCUUCUUCAUCACGAGCUUCAGCUAGCAACAGUGGUUUUCCAAACCUUGGUGGAUCUAGUGGAAUGCCUGACAUGGCUCAAUUGCAAAAGAUGAUGGAGAGCCUCAAUGCGGCUGGUGGUGGUAUGGCUGGUAAUGCUGGUCCAUCCACGUCAGCACCUGCAUACAAAGAGCCUGAACAUGUCACAGUAGCCACGACACCGCAAGGUGUCGUCAAAUUACAACCCGAGGAUUACAAAGAUUGGGUCUGUGUAUAUCCUUGCUACAUUAAUGCGGAAAUGUCAUAUAAAGAAGGUCGUAAAUUAUCCAAAGAGAAAUGCACCAAGAAUCCUCAUGCAUAUCAUAUGGCUUUAGCCUGUCAAAAGUUAGGGUUAAGUGUUGUAUAUGAGGGCAAAAGACAUCCAAGAGAUUGGGCAAAUGUUGGUCGUGUUCGUGUGCAAUUGAAAGAUAAAAACAACUUUUUUAUUAAGCAAGAUAUUAUUACCCGCAAACAAUUGUUUGAAGCUAUCUCCAGGUUGAUGCCACAAUGCCAGAAAGAAAGCGAAGUACCAAAGACAAUAGUAUCACCUUUAACAACAAUGACUGAAGUAAACGCUAUGAUUGAUGAGCAGAGAAAGGCACAAGGCUUACCUACAUUAGCAGAGAUGGAAGCUGAGCAGGCGAAGAACACUCCUAGUCCACAAAUGCCACCAAAGCAAAAGAUGAAGAGAAUCCAAGUUAGACGUCGAUAAAAGUUAUAGAUCAAUCUUAUAUGGUUUAAAGAAGUUCAGCAAAAAAAAAAAAGAAAGAAAAAAAAGGAAACGCAUCCAUUUUAGUAUUGAUAUCAACACUUUUUGUAUUAUAAUUUUCUUAAUAAACCAAAUCAUUAAUAACAUCAACGCUAAUGAUAAAGGUUAAAUUGGGCUAGAGUUUCUUUUUUU